Molecule: messenger RNA, 2088 nt
Organism: Paramacrobiotus metropolitanus
Lineage: Eukaryota; Metazoa; Tardigrada; Eutardigrada; Parachela; Macrobiotidae
Product: purine nucleoside phosphorylase-like
Exons: 8
Coding region: 787-1695 (302 amino acids)
Biological process (GO): nucleoside metabolic process
Cellular component (GO): cytoplasm
Molecular function (GO): purine-nucleoside phosphorylase activity
Source: RefSeq, a predicted model, not a curated record
UUAUUCUUAAAACAAGCGGGAUUUCGUGUAAAUCGUGUCAAAAAAGGUAAAUGAGGCGCAUGAUCAAGAAAUCCGUGUGUGCAAAUAACGUGUUAUGGAUCCAACAGAGAUUUUGCCGAUGCGAAGCGAUCUCCUUCUUAAAAUUUUACGCGCUCUUAAGCUUUUCCCUGUAAGCGUUGCACGUGUUUAUAUUCUAAAACAGGGAUCUAGACUAAGCAGCGGCGUAAAAUAAAAUCGGCAUAAACUACCCCAUCUGCUGCAACUCGAUAUCCGCUUGCAUCAUCAAGCGUGAUUGGCCGGCUGUAGAGGCUGGUAGCGAUGUGGGUGGAGCGCUCGUCAACUUCCGCUGUUUUUCCGAUUGAGCCAAGUUUGCUAAACAUGCGAUGACGUCCGACAGCGCGCUUAUUCACUUUAUUGAUCAAUAAUCCGCAGUUCUCCACUCGGAAUUCCCAACCAUUAUUUAAACCCUGUGCGAGGUUCUUUCAAUUUUAUGUUUUCUGCAUCUUUUAUGAUAUUAUCGGAAUCCAGUACGCGUGAUGCGGUAUUGAUCGGUUUCCUCAUCCUGACUAAGUUCCGUAAGACUUUGCUUGUUUUGUGACUUGUCGGAUCGAAGCAGCGUUAAGCUUAUUGGUUUUCGCUCCUGUUGUGUUGUGAGUCUUGUCUUCGGUUUUUAAUUCUACUAGCGUGGUUCCCAAGAGGUUUCCUGGGAUAAGAAUCGUUCUUUUCGAGUCCAGUGCAGUUUUGUACGGUGAAUUUUCUUCCUUUCGGGGUUGGCAUCGCAUCAGCAUGUCAUUGCAGCUAUUAGAGAAGAAAGGAGAAAACCGGACGAGUAACCAAAAAACCACGAACAGUCUGGCAUAUGAAGAGUACGAGAUCACUGCCAACCACCUUCGCGAGCGCACAAAGCACCGCCCCAGAGUGGCCAUUAUCUGCGGAUCCGGUUUGGGCGGGCUGGCUAACACGCUGGACGAGGCGGACGUACUGGAGUACGAAAGCAUUCCCAAUUUCCCUGUUAGCACAGUGUUUGGUCACGCGGGACGUCUGGUGUUCGGAUUAAUUGGGGCUGUUCCAGUCGUCUGUAUGCAGGGCCGCUUCCACAGCUACGAAGGUUAUCCCUUAUGGAAGAUUACAUUCCCUAUUCGCAUUUUCAAACUCCUCGGCGUGGAUACACUGAUCGUCACCAACGCAGCCGGUGGCCUGAAUCCAUCCUACGCAGUGGGUGAUAUUAUGCUGAUCAAGGAUCACAUCAACUUCGCUGGAUUUGCCGGCGUCAAUCCGCUGUGUGGCGUGAACGAUGAACGUUGGGGUCCGCGAUUUCCUCCCAUGAGCAAUGCCUAUGACAAGAAGCUGCGCAAGAUCGCCAAGGAAGUGGCCGAAGAGCAGGGAUACGGGGACUACUUCAAGGAGGGCGUCUACGCCAUGGUCGGGGGCCCCAAUUUCGAGACGUCGGCCGAGGCCAGGAUGCUGCGGGCGGUGGGCUCUGACGCCGUCGGAAUGUCCACUGUUUCGGAAGUGAUUGUGGCGCGUCAUUGCGGCAUGCAUGUGCUCGGCAUGUCCCUAAUCAGCAAUCUAGUCGUGCAGGACGAGCACUCGGACGAAACGGCCAACCAUCACGAGGUGCUGGCCAUUGGUCUGCAGCGUGCCAAAGACCUGCAGAAUCUCGUUAGCGGCAUCGUCGACAAGAUUACCGCCUGAAUCUCCCUUUGUAGUCGCCUUUUCGGUCGCCUGCUGGCCAUUUCAUUCCUGUGAAGAGAUGCGGUGUAGAUAAUGUUUGAAGAAUUAUUUUUGGUUUGAUCUUUGUUGAGCAGAGGUUUUCAUCGUGCGCAUGACUGACUCAUUUGGAUGUUCUUUAAAUAAUUUAUUCAUAAUAUGUUAAACGGGUUCUGCGUCGGUCGAAAACACAAAAUCACAAAUACGCCGGAAGGGCGAUCCCACGGUCAUUUAGCAUUUACUUGAUUCUGAUGAACGCAAGCUCUAAUGAAAAAAAGAUGGAAUUCCUAGCAGGUUGUUGUCCUGAGUUUAAGCGCGUUUAUAUAACUGUGAAAUGUGUCCUACAAUAAGUCCGAUCAUACGAUUUCCAUACUCCAG